Molecule: messenger RNA, 2286 nt
Organism: Closterium sp. Yama58-4
Lineage: Eukaryota; Viridiplantae; Streptophyta; Zygnematophyceae; Desmidiales; Closteriaceae
Source: the annotation of a GenBank genome assembly
AUGGGGACAGCUAGGGCGCUGCUCAUAGAAUCUGGGCUGAGCAACUCGAUGUGGCCCCAUGCUGUUCGGCACGCUACCGUGGCUAGGAACAGGGUACUCACCAAGGUUGGGGAUGACUCGUGGGUGCCAUUGGAGAGGUGGCUUGGGAGGAAGCCGCCGGUGGACAUGCUGAGGGUAUUUGGUUGCAUGGCAGUCGCCCACGUCCCCAAGACCUACCGCAGUAAGUUGGGGGCGAGUGCAAUCUGGUGUGUGCAUUUGGGGCUGGCUGCUGAGAGCAAGGGAUGGUUGCUGUGGGAACCACGCAAGGGUGUGCUGUUUGACAGCAGGGAUGUGAAGUUUGUUGAGGGCCUGAUGUAUGGGGGCUGGAAGCAACAGCCAGAGGCCAAGAUAUCACAGGAGAUGGAGCAGAUCACCAUGCAGCUGGACCUGACUCCUAGUGUGCAGGAGGAGGGAGAGGAGGUAGCUGCAGAGGGUGGUGAUGGAGAGAAGGUGCAGGAGGCACGUGCUAAUGGAGGAGGUGAUGUGGAGACUAGUGGUAGCAUCAGGGAAGCUGCUGAAUCUGAGGGAGGAGAGCAGCAGCAAGGCAAAGCUAAGGUGCCUAAGCUACCACAAAGGAGGAAGCCAAAGGGUGUUGUAAUGAAGGGAUGGGAGACACCCGUCUCUAGGCCAGGACGCACCCGCAUGGCAACAAUGAAGCUGACUGCAGGAGCUGAUGCAGCAGAGCAACAGCUUGGGAAUGAGGAGGCAUUGCUGAUUUUACCUCAUGGCAAUGACCCGGAUGAGGAGGAUGAGCCUGCGUACUGUUUUCUUGCCCCUGCAUCAGAGGAACCAGCUAGCAUGGAGGAGGCAUUAGCUGGACCAGAUAGGGACAAGUGGCUGGCUUCUAGGGAUGCUGAGUAUCAGAGCCUGCUGGAGAAUGGGACUUGGGAACUAGUGGUGCUGCCUGAGGGAAAGAAAGCGGUACAAUGCAAGUGGGUGCUAAGGAUCAAGACUGACGACAAGGGGCAGGUCACCAUCUACAAGAGUAGGUUGGUGGCUAAGGGAUUUAUGCAGAAGGAGAAGCGGGACUUCAAUGAGAUCUUUGCUCCCACUGCCAAACCCCCUACCCUUCGUGUCUUGUUGGCAGAUGCAGCCGUUAGUGGGAAAUUCAUUAUCCAGAUGGAUAUAUCAACGGCAUUCCUCAACGGGAUUUUAGAGGAGGAGGUGUUCAUGACGCAGCCGCCUGGGUAUGAGGAUGGUACGGGCAGGGUGUGCAAGCUGAAAAGGUCCAUCUACGGCUUGAAGCAGGCGCCACGCUGCUGGUACCAGAAGUUGGCAGCUGUUUUAGAGGAGAUAGGGUUCAGGACCAGCAGCUGUGAUGAGAGCCUCUUUCUCAAGGGGGAGGGGGAGGAGCUGGUGAUGUUUCUGGUCUACGUGGAUGACAUUCUUCUCUUCAGCAGCAACAAGAAGGAGAUCCAGAAAGUGCAGCAGCAGCUGAUGGAGAACUUCAAGUGCAAGAACCUUGGGGAGGUAAAGUACUACCUCGGGAUGCACGUGGAGAGGGAUCUGGAUCACAGGUGGUUGAAGCUGCACCAAGAGAAGUUCAUCAAGGAGCUGGGUGAGAAGUAUGGGACUGAGAAUGAGCGCAAGGUUGCUACUCCCUUGCCAGCAGAUUUCAAGCUUGUGAAGGCUGCAGAGGAUGAAGGGGUUGAAGCCGAGGAGCAGCAGCAAUUUCAGUCCUUGGUGGGCAGCCUCUUGUAUGCAGCAGUUCACACGAGGCCCGACAUCUCUUUCUCGGUUGGGCAGCUGGCUAGGGUGGUGCAGAAUCCAUCAGAGGAGCAGGUGGAUGCAGCUGAGCGUGUGGUGAAGUAUCUGAACUCUCACCCAAGCAUUGGAGUUCAAUACUCCGCAUCUGCACAAGUGAAGCAGAAAGGGGUUGAGGUGCUGAAGGAGAAGGGGGAGCGGCUUGGAGAAGGCAAGCUGUUUCUGACUUGCUUUACCGAUGCUACAUGGGCUUCUGAGAAGGAGGAUUCCUCAUCUGUGGGAGGAUACAUCUGCGUAGUUGGGGGAGGACCUGUUAGUUGGAGGUCCAAGAAGCAGACGGAGACGGCACUCUCCUCUGUUGAAUCAGAGUACAUGGCAAUGUUCCAUGGGGUGAAGGAGGUGAUUUGGCUGAGGAGGCUGUUAGAGGAGAUUGGCCAGGAGCAGAAGGUUGCUACGCCGCUGUUUUGUGACAGCAAGGGGGCUCUUGGGAUGGCCAGGAACGCUGUGCUUCAUGGGCUGAACAAGCACAUGCGUAUCAAGUGA